AUGUCUAAUCUCUUAAAGGAUUUCGAGGUCGAUGCUAAGAAUCCGUCGCUCGAAGCUCGGCAGCGAUGGAGAUCUUCAGUCUCUAUUGUGAAAAAUCGGGCUCGUCGUUUUCUGACCAAUGAUUUAGUUGUUGUAGUGUUCUUCUAUAUAAGCUCACUUUUUUUUUCUUUUAAUCAUAACCAGGAAAAGAUACGGGUUGCCUUCUACGUUCAAAAGGCAGCUCUUCAGUUCAUUGAUGCUGGUGCCCACCGUGAAUAUAAACUCACUGAUGAGGUCAAACAAGCUGGAUUCCAUGUGGAACCAGAUGAACUUGCAUCUAUGGUUCGAAAUCACAACACAAGGAGCUUGACUAACAGUGGUGGCGCUGAAGGAAUUGCUCAGAAACUGUCCGUAUCUCUCACUGAAGGUGUCCGUUCGAGUGAACUACACAUCAGAGAAAAAAUCUAUGGAGCAAAUCGUUAUGCUGAGAAGCCAGCCAGAUCAUUUUUAAUGUUUGUUUGGGAAGCGCUUCAAGACGUAACCCUUAUAAUCCUUAUGGUCUGCGCUGUAGUAUCGAUUGGAGUGGGAGUUGCCACAGAAGGAUUUCCAAAGGGAAUGUAUGAUGGGACGGGGAUAUUGCUAAGUAUAAUCUUGGUGGUCAUGGUUACUGCAAUCAGUGACUACAAGCAAUCUUUGCAGUUCAGAGAUUUGGAUCGCGAGAAGAAGAAAAUUAACAUUCAAGUCACCAGGGAUGGGAAUAGACAACAUGUCUCCAUCGAUGACUUGGUUGUUGGGGAUGUGGUUCAUUUGUCUAUUGGGGAUCGAGUCUCAGCUGAUGGGAUCUUUAUAUCCGGAUACAAUCUGGAGAUAGACGAGUCAAGCCUAUCCGGCGAGAGUGAGCCAUCACACGUGAAUAAAGAGAAGCCGUUUCUGCUUUCAGGAACCAAAGUCCAAAACGGCUCUGCGAAAAUGCUGGUGACAACCGUUGGUAUGAGGACUGAGUGGGGAAAGUUGAUGGAAACUCUAAGUGAGGGUGGAGAGGAUGAGACCCCUCUGCAGGUGAAGCUAAACGGGGUUGCUACAAUCAUUGGUAAGAUUGGUUUAGGCUUUGCAGUGCUUACGUUUGUGGUGUUGUGCAUAAGGUUUGUUGUGGACAAAGCCACUUCUGGUAGUAUCGCACAGUGGUCUUCCGAAGAUGCACUGGUACUGCUUGACUACUUUGCGAUUGCUGUAACCAUCAUUGUUGUUGCUGUACCCGAAGGGUUACCUUUGGCUGUGACCUUGAGUCUGGCAUUUGCUAUGAAGCAGUUAAUGAGGGACAGGGCACUUGUGAGGCAUCUGGCUGCUUGUGAGACGAUGGGUUCUUCUACCAGCAUUUGCACGGAUAAGACAGGGACCUUAACUACUAACCACAUGGUAGUCAACAAAGUUUGGAUAUGUGAAAAUAUCAAGGAGAGGCAGGAGGAAAACUUCCAGUUGAACCUAUCCGAACAAGUUAAGAAUAUCCUUAUACAGGCCAUAUUUCAGAACACUGGUUCUGAAGUCGUCAAGGAUAAGGAAGGAAAAACUCAGAUCCUGGGUUCACCUACAGAAACGGCGAUACUGGAAUUUGGUUUGCUUUUGGGCGGUGACGUUGAAACGCAACGCCGAGAACAUAAGAUACUUAAGAUCGAGCCUUUCAACUCAGACAAGAAGAAAAUGUCUGUUCUUACUUCUCAUUCUGGUGGGAGUGUACGAGCUUUCUGCAAAGGUGCAUCUGAAAUUGUCCUCAAAAUGUGCGAAAAGGUUGUGGAUUCUAAUGGAGACUCUGUUCCUUUAUCUGAAGAAAAGAUUGCAAAAGUCUCUGAAGUCAUAGAAGGCUUUGCUUCAGAGGCUCUGAGGACUCUCUGCUUGGUUUACACGGAUCUUGAUGAGUCUCCCAGUGGGGAUCUUCCUGAUGGUGGCUACACAUUGGUCGCAGUUGUUGGAAUCAAGGAUCCAGUUCGCCCCGGUGUUAGAGAAGCCGUUAAGACUUGUCAAGCUGCUGGAAUCACUGUUCGUAUGGUCACUGGUGACAACCUAAGCACGGCCAAGGCUAUUGCAAAGGAAUGUGGAAUACUUACCGCAGGUGGUGUAGCUAUAGAAGGUUCAUAUUUCCGUGAUUUGCCUCCACAUGAAAUGAGGGACAUUUUACCCAAAAUUCAGGUGAUGGCUCGGUCUUUGCCCUUGGACAAACAUACACUUGUCAACAAUUUGAGGAAAAUUGGAGAGGUGGUUGCAGUGACUGGAGAUGGAACAAAUGAUGCUCCUGCAUUGCAUGAGUCUGACAUUGGACUUGCCAUGGGAAUAGCUGGAACAGAGGUUGCGAAAGAGAAUGCUGAUGUAAUCAUAAUGGACGACAACUUUGCAACGAUAGUGAAUGUGGCGAGAUGGGGACGUGCUGUGUAUAUCAACAUCCAGAAGUUUGUUCAGUUCCAGUUAACUGUUAAUGUUGUUGCUCUAAUCAUCAACUUCGUCUCUGCUUGCAUCACAGGAUCUGCACCACUCACCGCGGUGCAGUUGCUUUGGGUCAACAUGAUCAUGGACACACUCGGUGCACUGGCUCUAGCGACCGAACCACCAAACGAAGGUUUAAUGAAACGUCAACCAAUCGGUAGAACCGCAAGCUUCAUAACGAGAGCAAUGUGGAGAAACAUCAUUGGUCAAAGCAUUUAUCAGUUAAUCGUCCUCGGUAUUCUCAACUUUGCUGGUAAACAAAUACUAAACCUCAACGGACCAGACUCAACCGCCGUUCUCAACACCAUCAUCUUCAACUCCUUCGUCUUUUGCCAGGUGUUUAACGAGGUAAACAGUAGAGAGAUAGAGAAGAUAAACGUGUUUAAAGGAAUGUUCAAGAGCUGGGUGUUUGUAGCGGUAAUGAUUGCAACAGUUGGAUUCCAAGUGAUCAUUGUUGAGUUCCUUGGAGCAUUUGCAAGCACUGUUCCUUUGAGCUGGCAACAUUGGCUUCUCUGCAUUUUGAUUGGUUCAUUAAGCAUGAUUCUAGCCGUUGGUCUUAAAUGCAUACCGGUUGAGUCGAACCGUCAUCACGAUGGCUACGAGUUGCUUCCUUCUGGUCCUUCUGACUCUGCCUGA
Arabis nemorensis is the source of this 3090-nucleotide messenger RNA. Lineage: Eukaryota; Viridiplantae; Streptophyta; Magnoliopsida; Brassicales; Brassicaceae. The record is from the annotation of a GenBank genome assembly.